AUGGGUGAUCACAUUAUGAUUUCAUGCCCUAUGGCAAUGGAGAUUAUGGAAUCGAUACUUAACUGGUGUGAAAUUAUGAGUGAGAAGUUUUCCUCCGUUAUGGAUAUGCUUCUCUUCAUAUCAAGAUGGUCCGGUGAUAAGAAGAAACAAAGGCAAGUACGAGCGGCAACUAACAUUCCUCUUUCCCAAUUCCAACCUUCUGCACUCUGCAAAAUCAUGGCCCUUCGCCCGCUCCCAUCCUUCUACAAGAUUUUGCUCGACCGUUCCGCCCCUCGCUUGGAUUUGCCAUCUGCUUUUAUCCGCAGGCACUUGGAGAACAAGAUCCCUGAGAACCCAAUACUCCGAUCAAGAAAUGGAGGGUAUAAAUGGAGAUUGAAGAUAAAAAAAGAAGGUGAAAUUUACUGCUUUACCGAUGGAUGGAGCGACGUCGUUGAAGAUAGCGACUUGGGAUUUGGGGAUUUUCUUGUGUUUUGGCUCGUUGAUGAAUCCACAUUCAAAUUUUCAAUUUUCAGUCCAAAUGGGUGUGAAAGAGAUUUCCCUUCACAAAUCCAGGUUGAAAAUGAUGACCAUGAUGAAGUAGAAGAACAAGAAGCAGAGAAAGAGGAAGAAGAAGUUGAAGUAGAAGAUGGUGUCGAAGACGACGAAGAAGAAGCAGCAGAAGCAGAAGAAGAAGAUGAGGAUGAGGAUGAGGAUGAGGAAGAGGAAGAAUCUGAUGAAGAAGAGGAAGAAGAAGAUGAUAUUUUUGAUGAUGGUGGUGUCGAUGAAGAAGAUGCCGGUGACGAAGAUGACGAUGGUGAUGGUGGUGGUGAUGUUGAUGUUGAUGGGGAUAAUGGCGACCCUUACUUUAUGACGAUUAUGUCUAAAAGUCACACAAUGUCUAUGCGGCUUCCAUCGGAAUUUGCUCGGUUGGCCAGAAUAGAUGCAGAAAGAAGCGUGAUAAUGAAGAAUAUUGAUGGACAAGAGUGGAAAAUAAGGUUACUAUCGGAUAGCAAAAGGUACUAUUUGUCGGCAGGGUGGAGUGAAUUCCGGCGAGUUAAUGAGUUAUGUGAAGGUGACAAAUGUGUAUUUAAGUUUAUCAAAAGCGAAGACAAGUUGUGUCUCGCAAGAGUCACCAAGAAAAGAGUUCAGUCCAAGCAACCACCCGCGGUUGAAGUUUUGAAGAAGAGGUCCAGAGGGCAGCUGCCACCGCCACGUGUGGAGGUGCAGCCCAAGCAGUCAACUGGCAAAGCUCAAGCUCCGGUGGCCGAAGUUUUGAAGAGGUCAAGCGGGAAGCCUCCACAGCCACGUGUGGUGGUGGAAAGUAAAGAUGAUGGACGGGAGGUGGUGAAUGAAAAGCAGCCAGCCGGAAAAGUUCGGGCGGCAGCUGAAGUUUCAAAGAGACCGAGAGGGCGGCCACCGCGUGUGGACAAAAAGGGGCAGUCUAAGAAGCCAGCUGACAAAGCUCCAGCGGUUGAAGUUUCAAAGAGAUUAAGAGGGCGGCCACCACGUGUGGAGGUGGUGGUGGAGAAAAAGGGGCGGUCUAAGAAGCCGGCUGACAAAGCUCCAGCUGCUGAAAUUUCAAAGAGAUUACGAGGCCGACCGCCGCGGGUGGAGUUGGUGGUGGAGGGAAAAGGGCGAUCUAAGAAGCCAGUUGGCAAAGCUCCAGCGGCUGAAGUUUCAAAGAUGCUGAAACGACGACCACCUCGUGUGGAGGUGGUGGUGGAGAAAAAGGUGCAGUCCAAGAAGUCAGCUAGCAAAGCUCCGGCGGAUGAAGUAUUGAAAAGGAAGAGAGGGCGGCCGUCACAUGUGGAGGUGGAAGGUAAAGAAGAGGGCGGGAAGUUGGUUGUGAAGAGAUCACCGGGAAGGCCAUCUAAGAGGAAGAGAGGGCGGCCGGCCAGCCAGCGGCUCAUGAUGCUAAGCAAGUAAAUUUUGUGGAGUAAUUGAACUUUAGUUUAAUGGUUACUUUAUUUAAAUGGUGGUGUAGAUAAAAGUUAAAAGUAUAUGUAAAAUGCUUUUUCAUAAUGAGAAACAUUACUACUCAUUCUAUAUUAGAUGAAAUAUGAAAUGUAUUGUAUAACUAAUUCAGAGGGUAUGUUACUACGGAAUGUGGCUUAGGAUGAUAUUUCUAAAAUCAAAAACAAAAACUUAUUUCCACUUUUCAUCAUUUUAAUAAUAAUAAAAUCAUAUACCUUUUUUAUUUUACUGAAACAUUAACAAUUAACAUGAUUAGUAUUUGUUGAGGGGCAUGUCCUGAGGUUGUGACCUUCUCCUCCGCACAGCCUGCAAGUGUAACCUCUUUUCUUCAAGUCAACAGGAGAUUUCUUGAUCCCCUGAGUUUUGGUUGUGGUGGAUGUGGGGGAGAUUUCUUGAAGCCCAAGGCAAGUCCUACGAUUAUGCCCGGGUUUUCCACAUACACUGCAACACGGUGGAUUAAAACUUGUUUUAUCUGAUUCAUUUGUCUUGCAGCUUCUUCUGUUGUGGCCCUUUUCCCCACACAACCUGCAUCUGAACCGUCGAUCCGUUUGAUCAAGUUCCGGACAGUAGUGUCUCCUGUGCCCUAAUCGACCGCAGUUUUUGCAGUAAAAGUCCACCCCUAACACCAAACCAAAACUCACUUUCAGCUGCUACAGGACAAGACGAGACAGAGAAAAAGACGUAAAUGCCCUUUCCUAUGUACCUUU
Lactuca saligna is the source of this 2660-nucleotide messenger RNA. NCBI's taxonomy places the organism in Eukaryota, Viridiplantae, Streptophyta, Magnoliopsida, Asterales, Asteraceae. The record is from the annotation of a GenBank genome assembly.